GACUUUUUUUUUUGGCCUAAUGGCUUCAGCAGAAAUAAAAUUUCUGCCAAUUUUGACUUUCAAAUGGUCUGGUAGUUUUAUUAUUGGUAUCAUAUUUUAUUCAUGCGUGAAGAUUGCAUGCGAUUACAAUUUACGUUUGCGACAGUAUGCUGACCCGCCAGUUUUUUGUGUUUAAUAUUUUCUUUUAAUUGUCCGAGCGUGAAUUUGAGCAGAGAAUAUUCAUUAUAAGGAGAGCAUAAAUAGUCUAUUGGCAAGUGCAGUUGAUGAUUUUAGUCAGUUCAACGCUGUUUUUACCAAGAUUGCAUCAAAGUGAUUCAAAGCGCAAAGGCCCACGUAUCUUUGGUGUCUGCUGUUAUUGGCGUGUCAUCAUGAAGUGGCCAGUUAUUGCUAGUUUGUUGGUUAUCGGUGUCGCCGUGGCAAAUGGCUACUGGGGCAGUCACUCCAGCGACGACCCCAGCUAUGCAAACUUAGGAUUUUACAUCCUUGAUAUGAAGUGCAAUGAUGCCGGAACUCACUGCCAGAAGUGCUACAUAGCGCAUUCCCAAUGGAACAUCGCACAUAUGCACGUAUUUGAGUUCACAGAGGAUCCCGCUCAGUUUAAGUUCUGGUGCAUCGAAGGCAACCAGGACUGGAAGAUAUCUAUCAUGCAAGCGGACCUGGCUCAACCGUAUCGUAUCUGCACUGCUUGGAGUAACUAUACGAUGGACGCACAACUUGCUAAGAUCGACGUGUGCGUGGACAACACCUUCGAGGGGGUGGAAGUGCCGCCUGAAUGCCCUAGACCCGUCUUCGUGGUCAGCUUGGAAUACUACGUGGCCGAUAAGAAUAUCCGUGGCCAACAAAAUCUGCUCUGUGCCACUCCAUAGAAUUAACCGAAGUCCGCAAAUUGGGCCAAUUUCAUUGAGCUGCUAAAGUGCUGGACUUUGCUUAGCAGAGAAAAUAUUUGCUGAGCAUUAACAGGGUUACCAGGCAAAAUGCCAUGUCAUGUACAUUACGUGUGACUGGUAAUCUGCUGAUUUCUUUUAGCAUGUACAUUUGUUAAGUAAUAUUUUUUGGUCAGCAGCUGUGUGAGACUUGGCCCUGCUAUGCAUAGAGGUAUCAAAAUGGGAUUGAAAAAAAAAAUUAGACAAAAACCCAAUCUUGUAACCCAAACUCUUGGGGGCGGCAGACUCAUUUUGUUUUUCAAUAAUAGCUUAACGCUGCCGCCAAGAGUCGGAAAUUCCAUGAAUGCAACGUACUUCCCAUUUAUGAAUCGAGUAUUUUUUCGUUCGCCAAUCUUAAGCAGAAAUUGAUCAAACGGUUCAUUUUACUAACAAAUUAGAAGCUAUAAAUCUUCAUAAAUAUUUCAUUGGGAAUACAAUUAUUUUGAAAGGACAAAAAAGUAUUAACGGAUAAAGAUGUACUGAGCCUGACCGACGACAAUGAUAUAUCUUGUUCGAAUUUAGAACGGUUUUUACAGAUGGGUAUUCGGAAUUUUUAAUUCGAUGAGUUAUUUUUUCGGGACAUCAAUUACUCGGGUAAUAAAGGAAAUAAGGUAAAUGCCUGCACACGGUUUGAGGGCGACUUGUCUUAAAAUGUAGACAAAAUGUAAGAAUGCAAACAUAAUGAUAUCCGCUUCGUGCUUCAUCGCGUCGAAACUGCGUUCAUUGUAUGAAAAUUGCCUUUGUUGUUGGAAGACAGACAGACGCAUUUGUUUGCUCAUGUGCUUCAAUAUUUGUUGCCAAUUUUGAUUCAUUGACUUUUAUUAAGAGGUUUGCGGAUUUAUUGUUUAAGUGAUAAUAGGGCCCGUGCUGUGAAUCAUACAAUAUUAAUGUAAGUUUCCAUUUCAUAUUUCGAUAGUUUGGGCAAAAAGGGUCAUUUAUUGUGGUAAAAUUAUUAAAACAUUAAAUUUGGUUCA
Molecule: messenger RNA, 1897 nt
Organism: Patiria miniata (bat star)
Lineage: Eukaryota; Metazoa; Echinodermata; Asteroidea; Valvatida; Asterinidae
Exons: 4
Coding region: 264-866 (200 amino acids)
Source: RefSeq, a predicted model, not a curated record